This is a messenger RNA of Argiope bruennichi, 3127 nucleotides long. RefSeq lists its product as uncharacterized. Gene Ontology annotation, biological process: DNA replication. The transcript has 11 exons. NCBI's taxonomy places the organism in Eukaryota, Metazoa, Arthropoda, Arachnida, Araneae, Araneidae. Gene Ontology annotation, molecular function: nucleotide binding; DNA-directed DNA polymerase activity; DNA binding. The record is from RefSeq and is a predicted model, not a curated record. Bases 659 to 1582 code for a protein of 307 amino acids.
UCUUACAAAGGCGGAGACAGAGAAAGACGCAUCAAUCUGUGGCUUCAUAAUGGGCAUUACGAUGUAAUUAAAAGUUUUAAAGGGUUUUAUGGCUCCGAUAACUAUUGCGAGCCAUGUGAAAAACCCUUUAUGAAUCUUGGGACACACAAACUGGCAUCUGUGGUCUUCAUCUGUCUCAGGAAAGAUUGCUUACCCGGUCAUCCCCAGCGUUGCUCCGACUGUGAUAAACUUUGCCGCUCUUCUAGUUGCUUUGAAUGGCAUAAAGCAACUUCUGGACAAAGACGGAAAUCUUUAUGCGAUAAGAUGUACCAAUGCAGAAACUGUGGCAAAGUCGUAUUACGGAGGAUCUGCCCUAUGAACAUGCACAAAUGUGGAACGUCCACAUGCCCUUCAUGCAAGCAGUUUGUGAAUGUGUCGGAACAUUGAUGCUUCCUGGAGGUUGUUUCACCCAAAAUGCCUUCUGACAAACUGAUCUUUUUUGACUUCGAAACGGAUCAGUCGUCAGGCAACCAUGAGGUAAACUUUGCUGUAGCACAGUAUGCCAAUGGGGAGGAAACAAUCUUCAGAGGGUAUACAGCAUGCCAAGAAUUUUGUGCAUGGCUGUUCACUCCCAUACACAAAGGAUACACUGCAAUAGCGCAUAACAUGAAGGGCUUUGAUGGACAAUUCGUCAUGGCUUGGCUUCUGGAAUCAAGGGAUAGCACCAUCUGUUAUACCCAACAGUUCAAAGCUUAUGUCCAUUGGCCACCCGACAUUGAGAAUAACUCUCAUAGACUCUUUCAAUUUUUUGCCAAUGAGUUUAUCCAAACUGCCGGGUUGCUUUGGACUAAGGGAACUGAAAAAAGGGUUUUUUCUCCAUCUUUUCAAUAAGAGGGAAAAUCAAACGUAUAUUGGCCCCAUUCCUGACAUCGCAUUUUAUAGCCCAGAUACAAUGUCUGGAGCAAUGCGAGAUGAGUUUCUAAAAUGGCAUAGGAUGCAGGAAGGGGUAGAACUUGAUUUUCAAAAGGAAAUGCUCUCUUAUUGCAAAUCAGAUGUGGAUAUACUCAGAAGGUGUUAUCUCGAGUUCAGGAAGCAGUUUCUCGAAAUUACAGACGUGGACUCAUUUUGUUACGUGACCAUUGCCUCGGCUUGUAUGGCAACAUACAGGUACAAGCAUAUUCAGAAGAAUUCAGUAACCAUGGUACCAGUACAUGGAUACAUCAACAGCACCAAUUACAGCCCUGAUGCUAUAAGCUGGCUGGAUUUCAUUGCAACCCAGGAAAAUAUUGAAAUUCAGCACGCGUUGAACAAACGAGGCGAAAAACGAAUAAACGGAGUGUCUGUUGAGGGAUUUUGUGAUGAAACAAAUAUCAUCUAUCAAUUUCAUCGCUGUUUUUACCAUGGCUGCACUGAAUGUUUCGAAGGAGGCACUUUGAAUUCCUUAUCUGGCGUUAGUAUGAGGACUUUGUUUGAAAGAACAAAUGAAUCAACUGCCAGAUUAAGGAAUCAAGGUUAUAGAGUCAUCGAAGAAUGGGAACAUGUCUUUAAAAGAAGAUCAAAUGACGACUUAGAAUUACAUCAAUUUCUUCUAGGUCAUAACUAAAAGAUCGGCUUGAACCAAGGGAUGCCUUCUACGGUGGUAGGACAAAUGCAGUGAAAUUGUUCUUUGAAGGGCAGUUAAAUAUGUUGACUCUACUUCACUGUAUCCGUGGGUUAAUAAGUAUUGUCUCUAUCCCGUGGGGCAUCCUGAAAUCACCGAAAAUUUCCGGAGUAUUGAUGAUUACUUCGGAAUUGUAAAAUGCCGUGUCUUGCCUCCCCGAGGACUCCAUCUACCUGUUCUCCCUGUCAGAUGUAAUGGGAAAACUUAUGUUUCCGCUCUGCCGUUGCUGUGCAGAAAGCUUAAACCAAAGCUCUUGUCAUCACAGCGACGGAAGAAGUGAACUAGCCAUUGAGAAAGGCUAUUUAAUCUCAAAAAUAUAUGAGGUGUAUCACUUCCAGGAGAAAUCCAAACGUCUCUUCCAGUCCUACAUAGAUCUCUUUCUAAAGAUUAAGCAGGAAAGCAGUGGAUAUCCUUCCGAUUGCACAACUGCUGAAGAAAGGGCUUCCUAUAUUCAGCAGUACUUCGAGAAGGAAGGUGUUCUACUGAAUCCUGCUGAAAUAAAAAAAAAAAUCCAGGGAGACGGCAAGUUGCCAAACUUGCCCUGAAUAGCUUUUGUAGAGGUGGGGAAUGAACAUCAAUAAGUGUCACCUAUCUUAUGUCGAUAGCUUACCUGCAUUUAAUAAGAUGUUAGCUGAUCCUACAGAAAAUGUAAGCCGUUUUAUUCCUCUGUAAAGGACGUCUACUUGCCAACACCAGAAGUGGCGGCUAUUGUGUGGGACAGCAAAAAAGAAUUCAUUCCCCAGGACAUUGGCACCAAUAUUUUCUUGGCGGCUUUCACUACAGCUUGGGCUCGGCUGAAGCUCUAUUCAGAGAUGGAGAAGCUGUUCUGUAUCGUGAUACAGACGGUAUUAUCUACGCUAGUAGUGGUGACAAUGACCCUCCACUCGGAAAUUUUCUGGGAGAUUUCACAGAUGAGUUGGACGGUGAUGUAAUCACUACAUUCAUCUCUGGAGGGCCCAAGAAUUAUGCAUAUGAAACUUCAAGUGGCAAGACAUGCUGCAAAGUUCGAGGUUUUACCUUGAACUUUAAAAAUAGUUUAGCAUUAAAUUUUCACUCUAUCAAGCAUAUUGUAUGCAGCUUGGACAGAAAGGACAGCAUACUGUUAGAUGAUGCCGCCAAGAUAACGGGAGACGCGAAAAGAAGGAAAGUCUUCAACGCGAAGCAAAAUAAACUAUACAGGAUGGUUUACAACAAGAGGGUUGUAAAAGAUCUUUCAACCCUACCCUAUGGAUUUUAAAGCAAGUAUAAGUUAUAUCAUAAUCAAAAGAUUGAGUAAGAGCGAGUUUCUCUUACUGUUUUUAAAAUUAAUUUAAUUGCAACUUAAUAUGAAAUUUAUGAACUGAUAUUUUUGUAUAAUAUACUUUUCCCAUUACAGACUCAAUUUUAUGACUUUAGAUGUAUUUAAAACUCUUAUAAUAUUUUUUACACAUAAUCUUAUACAUUUUUUCAUUUUUCCAGACUGACGAGUUUAAAACUAUGUAUGCAAUA